AUGUUCACUUAUUUAUUAUUAAUAAAUGGUAUAAAAAUAAAUCAAAUUCUAAAAGGACGUGUUACGAAUACAACAUCUGGUUUUCAAUCAAAUUGUUCAACAUGUAUUUGUCAAUGUAUCAAAUUCGGUUUAUCAUUAUCAUCAUUGUUUUGUUAUGUCAACUGUUAUACUAACAAUGAUACUUGUCAAGUAAUUAUUUCUGCAUCAAAAUCUAAUCUUGGUAUCGUUAUUGAUCAAACAAGUAUUAUUUACUUUGUUAAUUAUUCUACUUACACAACAACAACAAUUAAACCUUCGACUACAAGUACAAAUUAUGGAAGUUUACUGAUUGCAAAUAUAGUUACUAACAGUAGUUCUACAAGAACAUCAUCAAUCAGCGUAACAUACGCAACUACUAUGACUACAACUAUAACUCCCUGA
This is a messenger RNA of Rotaria sp. Silwood1, 420 nucleotides long. The record is from the annotation of a GenBank genome assembly. Lineage: Eukaryota; Metazoa; Rotifera; Eurotatoria; Philodinida; Philodinidae.